Coregonus sp. 'balchen' is the source of this 26202-nucleotide messenger RNA. The record is from the annotation of a GenBank genome assembly. Lineage: Eukaryota; Metazoa; Chordata; Actinopteri; Salmoniformes; Salmonidae.
AAUGGGGUGAGCGUGGAGGGGGCCACCCACAAGCAAGUGGUGGAUCUGAUCCGGGCCGGGGAGAGGGAGCUGGUGCUGUCUGUGCUGUCUGUGCCUCCCCAGGAGGCAGACUGCCUGGAGGCCGGGGACGAGAGCGCCGCCCAGCUCAGCUACGACUACAGCGACAAGCAGGCCGUGCCCAUCUCCAUCCCCACCUUCAAGCACGUGGAGCAGCACGCCGAGAGGUUUGUGGUGAGUAAAAAAUAGAUUAUAGUGAGGUUUCUGGCCAGCCUUGUUUGCUACAGAUGUGGGCUUUUAGAAAAGUUUUGUCAAUGUGUCUUUUGCAGUGCAGAGUACGGCCAAGCCAAAAUGUGUAGGCCCGUGCCAGUUAACACAUGUACAAUGCAACCUAUAUUUAUCCCUUCCCUGUUAAAGAAUGUGUACGUGCAGGGCUCUAAAUUAAUUGUUAGCACUGGUGCUCCCAACAAAAAAAUGUAGGAGCACAAUAUAACAUUUAGGAGCACCAGAAAAUAUGAUUUUUUUUAAAUAUAUUGAGAUCUAGGCUAUAUGAGUUCUAGCUACUUUUGAAGCACAUGUUGUGCCCAACAAAGUAAUCUGUUUUGUGGAGAACGCGGACGGAAUCAGACUCCAGACAUUAAAAUUGAAUGUAUUGAAUUUAGUAGGGAGUCAACUAAAGGUACUGAACAAUGUUAAUCAUAAGACAUGAACGAAAUCCAUCAGUGAUUCGUUUUUUCCUGCAACUUUCUGAAACAGCACAGGAAUGCCCAUUUGUGUGUGCGGUGCGCUUUGAUCUACACUUUGUGUAGCUGUUAGUGAUGAUGCUAAUGAUAACCUUCUUCUGGUAGAGAUGGAAAGGCUUUCCCAAAAACGGUCUCAAUUAAAUGGUAACUACAAAGUAGCAUAUGCCUACCUGGCAGAAUAUCAUUAUUAUUUGCAUCAAUCUAUUGACAAUUUGUUUUGCAAACUUUGCAAUCACAUGAGCGCUACAGAAACAUCGCUAACAACACUCUUGCUGGUGCGCACUCAAUGUUUUAUAUUUUUCCCAGACCUCAAAAGUAUUCUCCUGAUGUGGUUUAAGCAUUGUUGUGGACUUAAAACAUUACAUUUAGUUUUUCUAUCACAGAAAAUGUGAAAAACAAAAUGGAGAAACUGAAUUUUGGGGGGGGGGGGGGAUAAAAAAUGUAUAGGGCCCUACAAAAGUCCGGUGGACAGUUAUUGCCCGGAUGCUCCCGUACUGCCCGGAUGCUCCCGUACUGCCCGGAUGCUACCGUACUGCCCGGAUGCUCCCGUACUGCCCGCGUCUGAGUGAAGGAAGCUGGGUGAACAGGCCAUGGCUGGGGUCCCUGAUUUAUCUUCUUGGCCUUCCUGCGACAUCUGGUGUUGUAGGUGUCCUGAUGGACAGGCAGUGUGCACCCAAUAGUGGGCUCAGCUGAACGCACCACCCUCUGUAGCAUCUUGCGUUCCGCGGCGGUGGAGUUGCCGUGAUGCAGCCCGACAGUAUGGUCUCGAUUAGUGCUCCUGUAGAACACUGUGAGGGCCCUCUGGGACAGGCUGAAUUUCUUCAGCAUCCUGAGGUUAGUCAAUACUUUGUUGAAGCACCUUUGGCAGCAAUUACAGCCUCGAGUCUUCUUGGGUAUGACGCUACAAGCAUGGGACACCUGUAUUUGGGGAGUUUCUCCCAUUCUUCUCUGCAGAUCCUCUCAAGCUCUGUCAGUUUGAAUGGGGAGCAUCGCUGCACAGCUAUUUUCAGGUCUCUCCAGAGAUGUUCGAUUGGGUUAAAGUCCGGGCUCUGGCUGGGCCACUCAAGGAUAUUCAGAGACUUGUCCCAAAGCCAUUCUUACAUUGUCUUGGCUGUGUGCUUAGGGUAGUUGUCCUGUUGGAAGGUGAAACUUCGUCCCAGUCUGAGGUCCUGAGUGCUCUGGAGCAGGUUUUCAUCAAGGAUCUCUCUGUACUUUGCUCCGUUCAUCUUUGCCUCGAUCCUGACUAGUCUCCCAGUCCCUGCCGCUGGAAAACACCCCCAAAGCAUGAUGCUGCCACCACCAUGCUUCACCGUAGGGAUGGUGCCAGGUUUCCUUCAGACGUGACUCUUGGCAUUCAGGCCAAAUAGUUUAAUCUUGUUUCUCAUGGUCUGAGAGUCUUUAGGUGCCUUUUGGAAAACUCUGAGCGGGCUGUCAUGUGCCUUUUACUGAGGAGUGGCUUCUGUCUGGCCACUCAUUUACAUUUACAAUUUUAGUCAUUUAGCAGACGCUCUUAUCCAGAGCCACUUAGUUAGUGAAUGCAUAUGUGUGUGUGUGUGUAUAUAUAUAUAUAUAUAUAUAUAUACACACACACACACACACACACACACACACACACACACACACACACACACACACACACACACACACACACACACACACACACACACAGUGGGGAGAACAAUUAUUUGAUACACUGCCGAUUUUGCAGGUUUUCCUACUUACAAAGCAUGUAGAGGUCUGUAUUUUUUAUCAUAGGUACACUUCAACUGUGAGAGACGGAAUCUAAAACAAAAAUCCAGAAAAUCACAUUAUAUGAUUUUUAAGUAAUUAAUUUGCAUUUUAUUGCAUGACAUAAGUAUUUGAUACAUCAGAAAAGCAGAACUUAAUAUUUGGUACAGAAACCUUUGUUUGCAAUUACAGAGAUCAUACGUUUCCUGUAGGUCUUGACCAGGUUUGCACACACUGCAGCAGGGAUUUUGGCCCACUCCUCCAUACAGACCUUCUCCAGAUCCUUCAGGUUUCGGGGCUGUCGCUGGGCAACGCGGACUUUCAGCUCCCUCCAAAGAUUUUCUAUUGGGUUCAGGUCUGGAGACUGGCUAGGCCACUCCAGGACCUUGAGAUGCUUCUUACAGAGCCACUCCUUAGUUGCCUGGCUGUGUGUUUCGGGUCGUUGUCAUGCUGGAAGAUCCAGCCUCGACCCAUCUUCAAUGCUCUUACUGAGGGAAGGAGGUUGUUGGCCAAGAUCUCGCGAUUCAUGGCCCCAUCCAUCCUCCCCUCAAUAAGGUGCAGUCGUCCUGUCCCCUUUGCAGAAAAGCAUCCCCAAAGAACUAUGUUUCCACCUCCAUGCUUCACGGUUGGGAUGGUGUUCUUGGGGUUGUACCCAUCCUUCUUCUUCCUCCAAACACGGCGAGUGGCGUUUAGACCAAAAAGCUCUAUUUUUGUCUCAUUAGACCACAUGACCUUCUCCCAUUCCUCCUCUGGAUCAUCCAGAUGGUCAUUGGCAAACUUCAGACGGGCCUGGACAUGCGCUGGCUUGAGCAGGGGGACCUUGCAUACGCUGCAGGAUUUUAAUCCAUGACGGCGUAGUGUGUUACUAAUGUUUUUCUUUGAGACUGUGGUCCCAGCUCUCUUCAGGUCAUUGACCAGGUCCUGCCGUGUAGUUCUGGGCUGAUCCCUCACCUUCCUCAUGAUCAUUGAUGCCCCACGAGGUGAGAUCUUGCAUGGAGCCCCAGACCGAGGGUGAUUGACCGUCAUCUUGAACUUCUUCCAUUUUCUAAUAAUUGCACCAACAGUUGUUGCCUUCUCACCAAGCUGCUUGCCUAUUGUCCUGUAGCCCAUCCCAGCCUUGUGCAGGUCUACAAUUGUAUCCCUGAUGUCCUUACACAGCUCUCUGGUCUUGGCCAUUGUGGAGAGGUUGGAGUCUGUUUGAUUGAGUGUGUGGACAGGUGUCUUGUAUACAGGUAACGAGUUCAAACAGGUGCAGUUAAUACAGGUAAUGAGUGGAGAACAGGAGGGCUUCUUAAAGAAAAACUAACAGGUCUGUGAGAGCCGGAAUUCUUACUGGUUGGUAGGUGAUCAAAUACUUAUGUCAUGCAAUAAAAUGCAAAUUAAUUACUUAAAAAUCAUACAAUGUGAUUUUCUGGAUUUUUGUUUUAGAUUCCGUCUCUCACAGUUGAAGUGUACCUAUGAUAAAAAAUUACAGACCUCUACGUGCUUUGUAAGUAGGAAAACCUGCAAAAUCGGCAGUGUAUCAAAUACUUGUUCUCCCCACUGUAUAUAUAUUAAUUUUAAAAAAAAAUAUUCCCCCGUGGGAAACGAACCCAGAUCCCUGCCGGCCAAACCCUCCCCUACCUUGGACGACGCUGGACCAAUUGUGCGCCGCCCAUGGGUCUCCCGGUCGCGGCCGGCUGCGACAGAGCCUGGACUUGAACCAGGAUCUCUAGUGGCACAGCGCCUCCCCUGGCCUUAGACCACUGCGCCACUCAGGAGAUGGUCACUCUACCAGAAAUGUCUGAUAGGUGGAGUGCUGCAGAGAUGGUUGUCCUUCUGGAAGGUUUUCCCAUCUCCACAGAGGAACUCUAGAGUUCUGUCAGAGUGACCAUCUGGUUCUUGGUCACCUCCCUGACCAAGGCCCUUCUCCCCCGAUUGCUCAGUUUGGCCGGGCGGCAACCUCUAGGAAGAGUUUUGGUGGUUCCAAAUUUCUUCCAUUUAAGAAUGAUGGAGGCAACUGUGUUCUUGGGGAUCUUCAAUGCUGCAGAAAGUUGUUGGUGUGUGCCUUUCCAAAUCAUUUCCAAUCAGUUGAAUUUACCACAGGUGGACUCCAAUCAAGUUGUAGAAACAUAUCAAGGAUGAUCAAUGGAAACAGUAUGCACAUGAGCUCAAUUUCGAGUCUCAUAGCAAAGAGUCUGAAUACUUAUGUAAAUAAGGUAUUUCUGUUUUUUUAUAUUAAUACAUUUGCAAAAACGUUCUAAAAACCUGUUUUUGCUUUGUCAUUAUGGAUAAGGGCGUAUGAGGUUCUCAUGUAGUGGGAAAGCUGCAUCUCCCUGGAAAACGUGGACUUGGCGUUGUUACCUGGCAGGACAGCUGAUGGUGGUAAAUCGAAGGUCUUCUGCAGCAGUUUGGAUCCAAAAUAUCUAUCUUGAAACACUCGGCGGUAUGCCCCUACAUCCGUCUGCGUAUCUCGCCUAUUUUAUGUCUUGCUAGGUAAAGUAAAUCUAAGUGAGACUCAUUACGGAGGGAAAAGAUCAUGUAAAGAGAACUGUCAUCACUUGGCUUUGUUUCUUUUUUGUUGUGAGUCGCUAAUGCACAUGAGUGGAACACUAGAUACAACGCAAAUUAACGGUUGUCUUUGGGACUAAAUUUCAGAUUCCACCUGCCCGACUGUUCAGUUUGUGUCACAGGCCAUCGGGCAACCGUUAAUGUCAACCCCUGAACCAUGACUAACGAAUCUGUGCUUGGGGAAACAACUGCAGGCUACAGCGAAGCCUUAUUACAACAAUUAUCUUGGUGAUUCUUUUUUUCUUCUAGGCGCACUGGUGCUCCCAAAUUAAAAGUCCAGGUCGCACAGCAAAAAAUUUAGGAACAUAUGUAACUAAAAUGGUCGCACUUUAGAGCCCUGUGUACAUGUAAAAGAUGAGACAAGUGAAUACGGUGCAUAAUUUCCCCAGUGUUCUGUCAUAUGAUGCCUUCCCAUUCACCUCGGUCUGUCCCCUACAGGUGUACAAUGUGUACAUGUCGGGCAGGCAGCUGUGCUCCAAGCGCUACCGGGAGUUUGCUAUCCUGAAUCAGAACCUGAAGAGGGAGUUUGCCAGCUACACCUUCCCCAAGAUCCCUGGGAAGUGGCCCUUCUCCCUGUCUGAGCAGCAGCUGGACGCACGCCGCAGGGGUCUGGAGGAGUAUCUGGAGAGGGGUGAGGUGGGAGAGGAGAAUAAGGGAGCAAAGGUAGAGAAGGAGGUAGUGUACCUGUAGAGAAGUGAGGAGAGGUAAAUAAGGAAAAUACUCACAGAAGGUUCAGGAUGGCAGCUUAAUUCCCUUCAAUAAUGUGUAACGCUGACAUGCGGAUAGUGCCUAUAGCUCCAGCACCACAGGCAUCAUAUUACACAGAUGUAUAUUUUACGUAUACACUGAGUAUACCAAACAUUAAGAACGCCUUCCUAAUAUUGAGUUGCACCUCCCUUUUGCCCUCAGAACAGCCUUAAUUCAUCGGGGCAUGGACUCGACUAGGUGUCGAAAGCAUUCCACAGGGAUGCUGGCCCAUGUUGACUCCAAUGCUUCCCACAGUUGUGUCAAGUUGGCUGGAUGUCCUUUGGGUGGUGGACAGUUCUUGAUACACACGGGAAAUUGGUGAGCCUGAAAACCCCAGCAGCGUUGCAGUUCUUGACACAAACCGGUGCGCGUGGCACCUACUACCAUACCCCGUUCAAAGACACUUAAAUUUGGCCUCCCGAGUGGCGCAGCAGUCUAAGGCACUGCAUCGGGUUCGAUCCCGGGCUGUAUCACAACCGGCCGUGAUCGGGAGUCCCAUAGGGCGGCGUACAAUUGGCCCAGCGUCGUCCGGGUUAGGGGAGGGUUUGGCCGGGGGGGUGAGCUUUACUUGGCUCAUCGCGCUCUAGUGACUCCUUGUGGCGGGCCGGGCGCCUGCAGGCUGACCCCGGUCGACAGUUGAACAGUGUUUCCUCUGACACAUUGGUAUGGCUGGCUUCCGGGUUAGGUGGGCGGUUGUUAAGAAACGUGGUUUGGCGGGUCAUGUUUCGGAGGACGCAUAACUUGACCUUCGCCUCCUGAGCCCGAUGGGGAGUUGCAGCAAUGAGACAAGAUCGAAAAUUGGGGCGAAAAAGGGUGUAAAAUACAACAACAACAAAAGACACUUAAGUUUGUCUUGCCCAUUCACCCUUUCAAUGACACACAAUCCAUGUCUCAAUUGUCUCAAGGCUAAAAAAUCCUUCUUUAACCUGUAUCCUCCCCUUCAUCUACACUGAUUUGAAGUGGAUUUAACAAGUGACAUCAAUAAGGGAUCAUAGCUUUCACCUAAUCAGUCUUUGUCAUGGAAAGAGCAGGUGUUCUUAAUGUUUUGUAUAUCUGGUGUAUGUUACUAUUAUUAUUAUUAUUACGUGGUAUUACACCCCUUCCAUCUGUCAGUGCUGGAGAUUAAUAGUCAGUUGAGGAGAGAUGAGAUAAUAUUUAGCACGGGUUUUAUUUUUGGAAUGCCUGUGUGAGUUCAUUGGAGGAAAAAGUAACACAUAGCUGAGUGUUUGGAGAAGUGAGAAACCACGUAUGCUGUAAUGCAGUGUGUUGAACUUCGAGAUAGAGAGCUGUCUCCUGCAGACGGAUCGCGAAUCAUUGCAAUACUUGUUGAAUGCCCUUGAAUGUGUAUGUACCUCUUAUAUAACUGCAGUGACCAUUGUGUCAUACUUCAAAGUGUGCACGUGAAUGCAAUAUGGUAAGAUGACCUUUUGCUCUCUUCUUCUUCUGUAGUUUGUUCAGUGCGGGUGAUUGGGGAGAGUGACAUCAUGCAGGAAUUCCUGUCUGAAUCAGAUGAGGUACGUUUGUGCAGGCAGUUUCCGUAGCUGUGUGUGUUUGCAAGAGAGCGUCUUAAAAUAUAUAUAUAUAUAUACACACACACACGCACACUGAUGCUCACUCUUCCUUUCUGUGUUUGUCAGAAUUACAAUGGCGUGUCAGACGUGGAGCUGCGGAUAGCCCUGCCAGACAAGACCACCAUCUCGGUCAGGGUGCGCAAGAACAGCACGACUGACCAAGUCUACCAGGUAUAGAGCAGUGCUGUGUUCCUCACUUCUAGUCCUAGAGGCAGGGCUCUAAGGUGUGACCAUUUUGUUUGCGUAUGCUCCUAAAUAUAUUUGCUGUGCGACCUGAUGUUUUUAUUUUGGGAGCACCAGUGUGCCUAUUGAAAAAAUCACCCAAUUGUAAUGAUUAGGCUUCGCUGUACCGUUGUUCCCGAGUGCCCUAGAGAAAAUGGUCUCUGCCUAAACUCCUCAGACUAGCCAAUUAUUCAAGCCAUUAUUGGAGGGACAGCACAAAGCACGAAUAAGGCAGAGAGGGAGAGGAUUUGGCAGCCCCUGAUAGGACCGGGCUGUGGUGCGUGCAUUUUCCACCUCUCAAAACAUGGUGCUAAUAAAGUUAACAAAGCACUCGCUAGCUACUGUAAUGAAUAGCUACAGUGCCUUCAGAAAGUGGUCAUAACCCUUGACUUAUUCCACAUUUUGUUACAGCUUGAAUUCAAAUGGAUUAAAUUGAUUUCUCACCCAUCUACACACCCCCAUAAUGACAAUGUGAAAACAUGUUUUUUGAAUUUUUUUGAAUUGCAAAUGAAAUACAGCAAUAUCUCAUUUACGUAAUUCACACCCGAGUCAAUACUUUGUAGAAGCACCGUUGGCGGCAAUUCCAGCUUUGAGUCGUCUUGGGUAUUAUCAGCUUUGUACAGAUUUUCUCAAGCUCUGUUACGUUAGAUGGGGAACGGCGGUGAACAGCAGUCGUAGUCUUUCCACAGACUUUCAAUGGGAUUCUCCCUGUCUGUAAUACCAACAUGUUUCAAGCAGACCACCAAAGUCCCUGUGCCCAAGAACACUAAGACCCGUAGCACUCACGUCUGUAGCCAUGAAGUGCUUUGAAAGGCUGGUCAUGGCUCACAUCAACACCAUUAUCCCAGAAACCCUAGACCCACUCCAAUUUGCAUACCGCCCCAACAGAUCCACAGAUGAUGCAAUCUCUAUUGCGCUCCACACUGCCCUUUCACACCUGGACAAAAGGAACACCUAUGUGAGAAUGCUAUUCAUUGACUACAGCUCAGCGUUCAACACCAUAGUGCCCUCAAAGCUCAUCACUAAGCUAAGGACCCUGGGACUAAACACCUCCCUCUGCAACUGGAUCCUGGACUUCCUGACGGGCCGCCCUCAGGUGGUAAGGGUAGGUAACAACACAUCCGCCACGCUGAUCCUCAACAUGGGGGCCCCUCAGGGGUGAGUACUCAGUCCCCUCCUGUACUCCCUGUUCACUCAUGACUUCAUGGCCAGGCACGCUCCAACAUCAUCAUUAAGUUUGCCGACGACAUCAUUAAGUUUGCCGAUGAUCAGGUUGUUGCCUGAUCACCAACAACGACGAGACAGCCUAUAGGGAGGAGGUCAGAGACCUGGCCGUGUGGUGCCAGGACAACAACCUCUCCCUCAACGUGAUCAAGACAAAGGAGAUGAUUGUGGACUACAGGAAAAAGAAGAGGACUGAGCACGCCCCCAUUCUCAUCGACGGGGCUGUAGUGGAGCAGGUUGAGAGCUUCAAGUUCCACAUCACCAACAAACUAACAUGGUGCAAGCACACCAAGACAGUUGUGAAGAGGGCACAACAAAACCUAUUCCCCCUAAGGAGACUGAAAAGAUUUUGCAUGGGUCCUCAGAUCUCCCCUCCGUCUUUUAUGCUGCUGCUACUCUGUUUAUUAUCUAUACAUAGUCACUUUAAUAACUCUACCUACAUGUACCUAUUACCUCGACUAACCGGUGCCUCCACACAUUGACUCAGUACCGGUACCCCCUGUAUAUAGCCUCGCUAUUGUUAUUUUACUGCUGCUCUUUAAUUAUUUGUUACUUUAAUUUCUUUAUUUUAUUUUAUUUAAUGUAUUUUUUGGGGUAUUCUUUCUUAAAAUUGCAUUGUUGGUUAAGGGCUUGUAAGUAAGCAUUUCACUGUUGUAUUCGGCGCAUGUGACAAAUAACAUUUUAUUUGAUUUAAAGUCUGGGCUUUGGCAGGGCCACUCAAGGACUUUCACAUUCUUGUUCUCAAGCCAUUCCAGCAUUGCUUUGGCUGUAUGAUUGUCCUGUUGGAACAAAUCUUUGCCCCAGUCUAAGGUCGUUUGCACUCUGAAGUGGUUCUCAAGGAUUUUCCUGUAUUUGGCUACAUUCAUUGUUCCCUCUAUCCUUACCAGUCUCCCAGUCCCUGCCGCUGAAUAGCAUUCCCAUAGCAUGAUGCUGCCACCACCAUGCUUCACGGUAGGGAUAGUGUUAGACGGGUGUUGAGCUGUGCCUGGUUUUCUCCAGACAUAGCGCUUUGCAUUCAGGCCAAAGAGUUAAGUUUUUGUCUCAUCAGACCACCAAAUCUUUUGGCUUAUGAUCUGAGUCUUUCAGGUGCCUUUUUGCAAACUCCAGGCGUGCUGUAAUGCAUUUUUCUCAGGAGUGGCUUCGGUCUGGUCGCUCUCCCAUAAAGCCCAGAUUGGUGAAGUGCUGUAGAGACUUGUCCUUCUGGCAGGCUCUCCCAUCUCAGGCAAGGAACUCUGUAGUUCUGUCAGUGGUCAUUGGGUUCUUGAUCACCUCCCUGACCAAGGUCCUUCUUGCUUGGUCGGACUUUCAGCUCUAGGCAGUCUGUCGUUCCAUAUUUUUCCCAUUUCUCAAUGAUGGAGACCGCUGUGCUCCUGGAAACUUUCAACACUUUAGAAAUUGUUUUAUACCCUUCCGCAGAUAUAUGCCUCAUCACAAUUCUAUCUCAGAGAUCUACGGACAGUUCUUUGGACUUCAUGGUAUAGUUUCUGCUUUGACAUGCGCUGUCAACUGUGGGACCUUAUCUAGACGGGUGUUUCUUUCUAAAUCAUGUCCAAACAAUUGAAUUGGCCACAGGUGGACUCUAAUCAAGUUGUAGUGACAUCUCAAGGAUGAUCAAAGGAAAUUGGAUGCACCUGAGCAAAAUUUGGUGUGUCGUAACAAAGCGGUGUGAAUACUUAUGUAAAUUCGAUUUCUUUAAGUUUUAAUACAUUUCAAAACAAAUGUAAAUCUUUUCACUUUGUCAUUAUGGGGUAUUGUGUGUAGAUGGCUGAGGGGGGGAAAAAAACAAUGUUUAUCCAUUUUGAAUUCAGGCUAACAACAAUGUGGAAUAAGUCGAGGGGUAUGAAUACUUUCUGAAGGCACUGUAGAUGCAGUUAUGACAAUUACAGAAACUGUGCAAUGCUGGUGGACAUGUUAUUCGCCAUUCUCUUGAUUGAUGGGCCGGCGCUGCUUGUAAUAGACUUACGCGCCCUCAUCUCUGCAUUUUCAGCGCCACAGCCAACUUUCAACUGCUGGGCUACUGCUGUAGCUACUAUUGUGGUCGCCAGUGUUGACAACAGAAAUGCUACGGUCACAUUUCAAUAACUAGCAAUGUCGUUUAAAACGAGGUAGCUUACCUUUGGCUGGCUGUCAUGUUCCAGUAAAUUAGUUUAUGAUUGCAUUUUUCAACUGUGACUAUUAUCCAACAAAGUAGGUAAGGUUUUAGCCACCAUUUUAGCCCCCGCUGUGCAUGGAAAUGUAAAGCACAAGCCAUUGAUCAUAUAGGCCUAUCAAGAAAUAGAUUUUUAUUUCUAGUAGCAGAUACCUAUAUUAAUGAAUAAGCAGGUCCAUCUUAUUUCUGGUAUUAAGCAAUGGGCUAUCGAUAUCAUACAAAAUAUUCAUCCUUUUCCUGGCUAUUUCUAUGGCCUUUGCUAUAGUAAUAUGCUGCAGUACCCUUUAAAGAGUGUAUAAUUUUCAAUGUGAUGCAACUCGAUAGUUAAAUAGUGCUUUAACACAAUGUAGAAACCCAAUAUUCCACCAGUGACUUUGUAGUAAAAAUAACAUGUUUUUGUAUCAACAUUUUAGCUUUUAAUAAUAUUCAAAUGUCUUUACAAGUUAUAUAUUAGUUUCUAGGGUACAACGUGCUUCAAAAGUAUCUAGAAUUCAUAUAGGCUAUCAGUCAAUUAAAAAUAUAUUUUCUCUGGUGCUUAUACGUUUUAUGUUGUGCUCCUAGCUUUUUUUAGGUUGGAAGCACCAUUGCUACCAAUGACAUUUUUUUAAAUGUAAAGCCCUGCCUAGAGAGCAACAGUGUGUGCUGGCUUUCCUUACAGCCCUACAAUACCUGGGGCCUGCGUGGCCUGUAUUCACAAAGCAUCUCAAAGUAGGUGUGCUGAUCUAGGAUCAGGUCCCACCGGUCUUAUUAUGAGAUGAAAGGCAAAACUGAUCCUGAUCAGCACUCCUACUCUGAGACACUUUGUAAAUAUGGGCCAUGUUCAGGAGACCGUAACAUUACAGAACUUUCAGAUAUGAUAUGAUUGCUGUGUCCGAUUUAUAUGAUGGGGACUCGUCAGCUCUAUUAAUUUAAUUUCUAUCUGCAACAUUCAGUACACCACUGAUACAAGUAUAUAAAAGACCCUGGUUAUUUGAAUCAUCUGGUGGGUUAAUGCUAGGCUGGGACAAAGGCUUGCACUCACAGGACCAGAGUAUAUAACACUAGAUCAACAUCAAUGCAUGCAUGGCUCUUAUGGGGCUUAAAUAUCAGUAACUGAUGGGCCGCCACUGUACUUUCCCUCUCUCCAUCCCCAGGCUUUAGUGAUGAAGGUUGGUAUGGACAGCAUUAUGGCCAGCUACUUUGCCCUCUUUGAAGUCAUCAACCACUCCUUUGGUAAGACCAUCCGUUUAUUCAUUCAUUCCUCUGGAGUCCACAGCUAGUCCAUGGACCUACCCUUUCACCUUUACUCUUCUGAUCAGUACAGUUGCAUCUCAGUAGUCUAAAGUGGCUUCCUCUCCAUGUCUCCUUCCCUUCAACUGCACCGAUCUAAAAAUUGAUAUAGAAAUUGAAAUUAAAGUAGGCACCAAAACAUGUUUCCGCCAUGUCGUCUCCUCACAGCCUGUGUUUCCAGAUCUGUGCUGACGACGAGAAGGAGACAACUCAAAACCUCUCUAGUCUAUUGAGACGCACCCUUAACCUCCUCUCCCCCUUUCCCUAGUGAGAAAACUGGCCCCCAACGAGUUCCCCCACAAGUUGUACGUGCAGAACUACACAUCGGCCGUGCCGGGUACCUGUCUGGCCCUCCGCAAGUGGCUCUUCACCUCUCAGGAGGAGGAGCUGCUCAGGGACAAACCUCUAGCCGUUCACUACUGCUUCCACCAGGUAAGGACUCUCUCGACUGUCCCUCCAACGAUCUGUUGGCGGCUUAAAAUACUCUAAACUUUGUAGUCCAGACCAAUGUUCCCUCUAAGCUGCGUGCAUUCACACAGCUCCCCUCGGACUGGCGUGCAGAAGAAAUAUCAGCCCAUGCAGAGAAGCACGAGAUUGAACUUCAUUCAACUUUCUAGAGUUUUCACCUUUCGUUAACACUAUCAACGUUUUGCUCUAUUGUGGGAAGUGUGCUCGAAUCAACACAAAAUUAGCCGCUUUCAAUGUAACGUACCGAAACAAAACGAAGUAUGCAAGCCUUAGUAUGCAAAACUAACUGUGUAAGAGAUUUUCUUGUAGGCAGAGCGAAUUGGAGUAAGAUUCGGUUGCAUUGACAGGCACGACUCAGGCCCGUAUUAUACACAGACCGGUGCGCCAUAACCAAUUAGAGCUGCAGUAGGCCUAUAUGCAAAUAGCCAUUCCCAUAGAUGGAUCUGUGCCAUUCACUGGACUGUGUUUACAGCAUGAGCGGCCCGAGUAGAUGCGCUUGUUUUGAGAUUAAAGUGAGAGCUGCAUGUAGCCACUUGUGCACAUUUGUUCAUGUUCUUUGAUAGUUAGUGAGUUAUUAGCCCAGUUAUAUCUAAUUUCUAGUCAACAAUGGGGGAGUGGUUGCUUCCUACAAAAGCAUAACACGUGUGCAAUUCUAGCCAUCUUUGAAAAGCGAGUCAGGUAAAAAUAGCUUUUUUUAUGUCUUAAAGGGGCAGUGUUGUAUUUUGAGACUGUCUUGAAUAAGCUAAGUAGCCAAUAGGCAGAGGGUAGCAUAAUUUGUCUGAUUCUCUGUAAUAAUGGUUUGGGAAUAAUAAUGAAUUUUAUUUUGUAAAAUGUUUUCUUGCAUCAAACACCAACAUUUUCAGUCACCUCCUUGUCUGAAGGACAAGUGGAUAAACAGGUUAAUGUCAAGCCCUGCAUGUUAUUAUUUUCAAAAGUCUAAUGGAAUGUAGGCAUUGAACACCACACAUUGGCUGCUACUGUAGGCUGAAUGAUAGAACAGCUAUUUAUAUGUUUAAAUGUUAUGGGAUGCAUUUCCUCCAUUGUUUUUGACGGUAGGCCACUCUGGUAGGCCUACAUUAUGAUCAAAUAGCCACAGUAGCCAACUUGGCCACUGUUAAAACUGUAACUUAAAGCGGGUACAGCCUCAGUGUUCACAGUAAACGCAUGCCGGAAGAUGCACAGAAUUCAGCAGACUUUAAAUUUGCUCAGGGCCGAAUAAAAUGAGCGGGAACAUUGUUCCAGACCUACUCUGUCAUAUAGCUAGCUAUAUGUUUUAUUUGAUGUUUGUUUUGCUUUUCAAGAGCUCUGAGAUUCUGGGUCUGUAAUGAAAAGCGCUAUAUAAGAUGAAAAAAUUAUCUGGUGACUCUUAUUACUGGUCCUGAGUCAGUGGUAGCCUACUGUCUCAAUUCUGAUCCGUGGUCAGUUUGAAUGAGAUUACAUUUGCGUGCCGCUGCUCUGUGCUAGAUUAGAUGGAACGUGGUCUCUAACAAAAGCCCCUUUCUCUGUCUGCUAAGGCAUUGGAUGACGUGAAGAAGGGAUUCAUCAAAACAGAAGACAAGUCUUACCAGCUGACGAAACUGGCAGAGCAGCGCAAGAUGGCCAUGGUUAGUCCCUUUUCUAGUCUCUUGUUUCUAUUCUCUUCCCAUUGCAAGUGGUCCUCUGUAGCUCAGUUGGUAGAGCAUGGCGCUUGCAACACAGGAUAGUGGGUUCGAUUCCUGGGACUAUGCGCACGUAAAAUGUAUGCUUUUGAUAAAAGCAUCUGCUAAAAAUUGCAUAUAUUAUAACUCGUAUGUGCCUAACAUAAAGUAUGAGAAUGUGUACAGUACGUGCCUUUCAUGUUGCUGUUAUAUGUCCAUUGCUGACAUAAAAUGUGUAGGUGUAUUAAUGUGUAUAUUGAAUGUGUACGUGCCUGUUUGGUGCCUACUUGUAUGGUUGAUGGUGGUCUCUUGUCUUGUGUCUGUCAGUACCUGAGUCUGCUGCGCUCCUGUGAGGGCUACAACGAGGUCAUGUUCCCCCACUGCGCCUGUGACUCCCGGAGGAAGGGCCACGUCAUCACGGCCAUCAGCAUGCACCACUUCAAGCUGCAUGCCUGCUCAGAGGACGGCACGCUUGAGGUGAGUGAGAUUGGAGUAUGUGUACACUGACUUAUAGUGGUGUGUACACUGACUAAGAAGCGCUGCACACACCACACUAUAUCACACACAGAAGAAAAUUAAAAACAUGAGUGUGUACACGCUGGCUCAUACUCUGUGUGUAUGUACUUACCAUUCUCUCUCCUGCCCCAUCAGAACCAGGUGAUAGCGUUUGAGUGGGCGGAGAUGCAGCGCUGGGACAACGACGAGGAGGGCAUGGCAUUCUGCUUUGAGUACGCCAGGGGGGAGAAGAAGCCUCGCUGGGUCAAGAUCUUCACACCAUACGUGAGUCUAAAAUACACAACAGACAAAACGCACUCGGACAGCUCACAUAAAACACUGGGUUAAGAUAAUGGAAUACAACAGGAUAUAGAAAUUUAGGGUGUGGAGUCUGUCCCAAAUGGCAUACUACUUUUGAUAAGGGCUCUGGGAAUAGGGUGCAAAUUUGGGUGUAGACAUUGUUGAUAAAAAUCUAUUUGGAGCAGUUCCUUCUAACAAAGUGCGUGUCGUCUCUCCCCAGUUCAACUACAUGCACGAGUGCUUCGAGAGGGUCUUCUGUGAGCUCAAGUGGAGGAAACAGGUAAGAGUCGCACCCUUCCUUCUCCUCCAAUACACAACAAGUUCUAAUCUUUAGCAGUAAUUUAUGCUGUAUCUGGAAAAGGACAGUCAGUUUCUGAACCCGAACAAUGGCAAGUUGCCGUGGACCUGUCAGCAGAAAGUUUGAAUUCAAUAAUGUUUUAUAUCGACUUUUUCCCCCCCCAACCUAAAUAUGAUAGACUGCUUGUGAAUUCUGAAACAUUGUAGGGCAGGCUACACAUUUUUUUUUUUACAUUACUUACAGUAGUUACAGUUCUAUUUCUCGUGUGUUUCUGUUCUACUUCACAUUUGUAUGAAUGUUUUUAUAGUACCACUGAUAUUCAUUACUGCAUUGUUGGGAAAGGGCAAGCAAGAAAGGCAUUUCAUUGUAGGCUACUUGUGCACAUGACAAUAAAACUUGAUACAUAGGCCUACUUCAAUGUAAAAGAUCAGCUGUUAAAUUCGAAUGUAUACCAGUAUUAUAAAUCAUGAUGCCUAUGAUAUUGCAAAACUUGAAAUAUAUACAGUACCAGUCAAAAGUUUGGACACGUCUACUCAUUCAAGGGUUUUUCUUUAUUUUUACUAUUUUCUAUAUUGUAGAAUAAUAGUGAAGACAUCAAAACUAUGAAAUAACACAUAUGGAAUCAUGUAGUAAACAAAUCAACAUAUUUUUAGAUUCUUCAAAGUAGCCACCCUUUGCCUUGAUGACAGCUUUGCACACUCUUUGCAUUCUCUCAACCAGCUUCAUGAGGAAUGCUUUUCCAACAGUCUUGAAGGAGUUCCCACAUGCUGAGCACUUGUUGGCUGCUUUUCCUUCACUCUGCAGUCCAAUUCAUCCCAAACCAUCUCAAUUGGGUUGAGGUCGGGUGAUUGUGGAGGCCAGGUCAUCUGAUGCAGCACUCCAUCACUCUCCUUAUUGGUCAAAUAGCCCUUACACAGCCUGGAGGUGUGUUUUGGGUCAUUGUCCUGUUGAAAAACAAAUUAUAGUCCCAUUAAGCCCAAACCAGAUGGGAUGGCGUAUCGCUGCAGAAUGCUGUGGUAGCCAUGCUGGUUAAGUGUUCCUUGAAUUCUAAAUAAAUCACUGACAGUGUCACCAGCCUCCUCCAUGCUUCACUGUCGGAACCACACAUGCAGAGGUCAUCCGUUCACCUACUCUGCGUCUCACAAAGACACGGCGGUUGGAACCAAAAAUCUCAAAUUUGGACUCAUCAGACCAAAGGACAGAUUUCCACUGGUCUAAUGCCCAUUGCUCAUGUUUCUUGGCCCUAGCAAGGCUCUUCUUCUUAUUGGUGUCCUUUAGUAGUGGUUUCUUUGCAGUAAUUCGAUCAUGAAGGCCUGAUUCACGCAGUCUCCUCUGAGCAGUUGAUGUUGAUGUGUCUGUUACUUGCAAUCUGAGGUGCAGUUAAUUGCCGAUUUCUGAGGCUGGUAACUAAUGAACUUAUCCUCUGCAGCAGAGGUACAGUGGGGAAAAAAAGUAUUUAGUCAGCCACCAAUUGUGCAAGUUCUCCCACUUAAAAAGAUGAGAGAGGCCUGUAAUUUUCAUCAUAGGUACACCUCAACUAUGACAGACAAAAUGAGGGAGAAAAAUCCUGAAAAUCACAUUGUAGGAUUUUUUAUGAAUUUAUUAGCAAAUUAUGGUGGAAAAUAAGUAUUUGGUCAAUAACAAAAGUUUCUCAAUACUUUGUUAUAUACCCUUUGUUGGCAAUGACACAGGUCAAACGUUUUCUGUAAGUCUUCACAAGGUUUUCACACACUGUUGCUGGUAUUUUGGCCCAUUCCUCCAUGCAGAUCUCCUCUAGAGCAGUGAUGUUUUGGGGCUGUCGCUGGGCAACAUGGACUUUCAACUCCCUCCAAAGAUUUUCUAUGGGGUUGAGAUCUGGAGACUGGCUAGGCCACUCCAGGACCUUGAAAUGCUUCUUACGAAGCCACUCCUUCAUUGCCCGGGCGGUGUGUUUGGGAUCAUUGUCAUGCUGAAAGACCCAGCCACGUUUCAUCUUCAAUGCCCUUGCUGAUGGAAGGAGGUUUUCACUCAAAGUCUCACGAUACAUGGCCCCAUUCAUUCUUUCCUUUACACGGAUCAGUCGUCCUGGUCCCUUUGCAGAAAAACAGCCCCAAAGCAUGAUGUUUCCACCCCCAUGCUUCACAGUAGGUAUGGUGUUCUUUGGAUGCAACUCAGCAUUCUUUGUCCUCCAAACACAACGAAUUGAGUUUUUACCUAAAAGUUAUAUGUUGGUUUCAUCUGACCAUAUGACAUUCUCCCAAUCCUCUUCUGGAUCAUCCAAAUGCACUCUAGCAAACUUCAGACGGGCCUGGACAUGUACUGGCUUAAGCAGGGGGACACGUCUGGCACUGCAGGAUUUGAGUCCCUGGCGGCGUAGUGUGUUACUGAUGGUAGGCUUUGUUACUUUGGUCCCAGCUCUCUGCAGGUCAUUCACUAGGUCCCCCCGUGUGGUUCUGGGAUUUUUGCUCACCGUUCUUGUGAUCAUUUUGACCCCACGGGGUGAGAUCUUGCGUGGAGCCCCAGAUCGAGGGAGAUUAUCAGUGGUCUUGUAUGUCUUCCAUUUCCUAAUAAUUGCUCCCACAGUUGAUUUCUUCAAACCAAGCUGCUUACCUAUUGCAGAUUCAGUCUUCCCAGCCUGGUGCAGGUCUACAAUUGUGUUUCUGGUGUCCUUUGACAGCUCUUUGGUCUUGGCCAUAGUGGAGUUUGGAGUGUGACUGUUUGAGGUUGUGGACAGGUGUCUUUUAUACUGAUAACAAGUUCAAACAGGUGCCAUUAAUACAGGUAACGAGUGGAGGACAGAGGAAUCUCUUAACGAAGAAGUUACAGGUCUGUGAGAGCCAGAAAUCUUGCUUGUUUGUAGGUGACCAAAUACUUAUUUUCCACCAUAAUUUGCAAAUAAAUGCAUUGAAAAAUCCAACAAUGUGAUUUUCUGGAUUUUUUUUUCUCAAUUUGUCUGUCAUAGUUGACGUGUACCUAUGAUGAAAAUUACAGGCCUCUCUCAUCUUUUUAAGUGGGAGAACUUGCACAAUUGGUGGCUGACUAAAUACUUUUUUUCCCCACUGUAACUCUGGGUCUUCCUUUCAUGUGGCGGUCCUCAUGAGAGCCAGUUUCAUCAUAGAGCUUGAUGUUUUUUGCGACUGCACUUGUAGAAACUUUCAAAGUUCUUGAAAUGUUCCGUAUUGACUGACCUUCAUGUCUUAAUGUAAUGAUGGACUGUCGUUUCUCUUUGCUAAUUUGAGCUGUUCUUGCCAUAAUAUGGACUUGUCUUUUACCAAAUAUAUCCAUCUUCUGUAUACCCCCCCUACCUUGUCACAACACAACUGAUAGGCUCAAACACAUUAAGAAGGAAAGAAAUUCCACAAAUUAACUUUUAAGAAGGCACACCUGUUAAUUGAAAUGCAUUCCAGGUGACUACCUCAUGAAGCUGGUUGAGAGAAUGCCAGUAGUGUGCAAAGCUGUCAUAAAGGCUAAGGGUGGCUAUUUGAAGAAUCUCAAAUAUAAAAUGUUUUUAUUUAACACUUUUCUGGUUACUACAUAUAGCCUAUUAUUGAACAUCAAUGAGCAAAUUUCAGGUCUGCAGAGCGAAAAACUUGAACGUUAUCAAAUUUCUGUGCAACGUCCGGCUUGCGUGUACUGUGAACACUGCUUUAAGUUAGUUUUAACAGUGGCCAAGUAAGUUAAUGUGGCUAUUUGAUUAUAAUGUAGGCCUACCAGAGUGGCCUAACAUCAAACAAUGGAGAAAAAUGCAUCCCAUAGCAUUUUAACAUGUAAAUGGCUGUUCUAUCAUUCAGCCUACAGUAGCAGCCAAUGUGUGGUGUUCAAUGCCUACAUUCCAUGAGACUUUUGAAAAAGAAACAUGCAGGGCUUGACAUUAACCUGUUUAUCCACUUGUCCUUCAGACAAGGUGACUGAAAAUGUUGUUUGAUAAAAGAAACCACUUUACAAAAUAAGUCAUUAUUAUUCAGAGAAUCAGACAAAUUAUGCUACGCUCUGGCUAUUGGCUACUUAGCUUAUUCAAGACAGUCUCAAAAAUAUAACACUUCCCCUUUAAGACAUAAAAAAAGCUCUUUACCUGACACGUUUUUCAAAGAUGGCUAGAAAUGCACACACUUUGUUCUCCUGUUAGAAGCGAACAUUCCCCUAUUGUUGACCAGAAAUUAACUAUAACUGGGCUAAUAACUCACUAACUAGUAAAAAAUCUGAACUAAUGUGCACACGUGACUACAUGCAGCUCUCACUUUGAUCUCUAAACAAGCGCAUCUACCCGCGAUCGCUCAUACUGUAGCCUAAACACAGUCCAGUUCAAAGUGAAUGGCCCAGAUCCAUAUAUGGCUAUUUGCGUAUAAAGGCCUACUGCAGCUCUGAUUGGUAAUGGCGCACUGGUUUGUGUAGAGAGUAUGGGCCCUGAGUCGUGCCUGUCCAUGCAAUAGAAUCCUACUCCAAUGUACUCUGCCUACAAGAAAAUCUCUUGCACAGUUAGUUUUGCAUACUAAAUCUUGCAUGGUUCGUUUUGUUUCGGUAUAUUACAUUGAAAGUGGCUAAUAUUGAGAGCAUCAGCUGUGAUCACGCUCUCCGUAGCCGAUGUGAGUAAGAUUUUUAAGCAGGUCAACAUUCACAAGGCCGCAGGGCCGGACGGAUUACCAGGACGUGUACUCCGAGCAUGUGCUGACCAACUGGCAAGCGUCUUCACUGACAUUUUCAACAUGUCCCUGACUGAGUCUGUAAUACCAACAUGUUUCAAGCAGACCACCAUAGUCCCUGUGCCGAAGAACGCUAAGAUAACCUGCCUAAAUGACUAUCAACCCGUAGCACUCACGUCUGUAGCCAUGAAGUGCUUUGAAAGGCUGGUCAUGACUCACAUCAACACCAUUAUCCCAGAAACCCUAGACCCACUCCAAUUUGCAUACCGCCCCAACAGAUCCACAGAUGAUGCAAUCUCUAUUGCGCUCCACACUGCCCUUUCCCACCUGUACAAGAGGAACACCUACGUGAGAAUGCUAUUCAUUGACUACAGCUCAGCAUUCAACACCAUAAUGCCCUCAAAGCUCAUCACUAAGCUAAGGACCCUGGGACUAAACACCUCCCUCUGCAACUGGAUCCUGGACUUCCUGACGGGCCGCCCCCAGAUGGUAAGGGUAGGUAACAACACAUCUGCCACACUGAUCCUCAACACGGGCGCCCCUCAGGGGUGCGUGCUCAUUCCCCUCCUGUACUCCCUGUUCACCCAAGACUGCAUGGCCAGGCACGACUCCAACAACAUCAUUAAGUUUGCCGAUGACACAACAGUGGUAGGCCUGAUCACCGACAACGAUGAAACAGCCUAUAGGGAGGAGGUCAGAGACCUGGCCGUGUGGUGCCAGGAUAACAACCUCUCCCUCAACAUGAUCAAGACAAAUUACAUGAUUGUGGACUACAGGGGGGAAAAAAGAGGACAGAGCACGCCCCCAUUCUCAUCGAAUGGGCUGUAGUGGAACAGGUUGAGAGCUUCAAGUUCCUUGGUGUCUACAUCACCAACAAACUAUCAUGAUCCAAACACAGCAAGACAGUCGUGAAGAGGGCACGACAAAGACUAUUCCCCCCCAGGAGACUGAAAAGAUUUGGCAUGGGGUCCUCAGAUCCUCAGAAAGUUCUACAGCUGCACCAUCGAGAGCAUCCUGACUGGUUGCAUCACCGCCUGGAAUGGCAACUGCUCAGCCUCCGACCGCAAGGCACUACAGAGGGUAGUGCAUAUGGCCCAGUACAUCACUGGGGCCAAGCUUCCUGACAUCCAGGACCUCUAUACCAGGCGGUGUCAGAGGAAGGCCCUAGAAAUUGUCAAAGACUCCAGCCACCCUAGUCAUAGACUGUUCUCUCUGCUACCGCACGGCAAGCGGUACCGGAGCACCAAGUCUAGGUCCAAAAGGCUUCUUAACAGCUUCUACCCCCAAGCCAUAAGACUCCUGAACAGCUAAUCAUGGCUACCCGGACUGUUUGCAUUGUCCCCUCCACCCCACCCCCUCUUUUACGCUGCUGCUACUCUCUGUUUAUUAUCUAUGCAUAGUCACUUUAACUCUACCCACAUAUUACCUCAAUUACCUCGACUAACCUGUGUCCCCGCACAUUGACUAUGUACUGGUACCCACUGGCUUGCGAAAGUAUUCACCCCCCUUGGCAUUUUUCCUAUCUUGUUGCCUUACAACGUGGAAUUAAAAUUGAUUUUUGGGGGGGUUGUAUCAUUUGAUUUACACAACAUGCCUACCACUUUGAAGAUGCAAAAUAUGUUUUCUUGUGAAACAAACAAGAAAUAAGACAAAAAAACAGAACUUGAACGUGCAUAACUAUUCAACCCCCCAAAGUCAAUACUUUGUAGAGCCACCUUUUGCAGCAAUUACAGCUGCAAGUCUCUUGGGGUAAGUCUCUAUAAGCUUGGCACAUCCAGCCACUGGGAUUUUUCUGCCCAUUCUUCAAGGCAAAACUACUGCUCCAGCUCCUUCAAGUUGGAUGUGUACCGCUGGUGUACAGCAAUCUUUAAGUCAUACCACAUUCUCAAUUGGAUUGAGGUAUGGGCUUUGACUAGGCCAUUCCAAGACAUUAUUUAAAUGUUUCCCCUUAAACCACUUGAGUGUUGCUUAGGGUCAUUGUCCUGCUGGAAGGUGAACCUCCAUCCUCCCGUCUUAAAUCUCUGGAAGACUGAAACAGGUUUCCCUCAAGAAUUUCCCUGUAUUUAGCGCCAUCCAUCAUUCCUUCAAUUCUGACCAGUUUCUCAGUCCCUGCCGAUGGAAAAACAUCCCCACAGCAUGAUGCUGCCACCACCAUGCUUCACUGUGGGGAUGGUGUUCUCGGUGUGAUGAGAGGUGUUGGGUUUGCGCCAGACAUGGCGUUUACCUUGAUGGCCAAAAAGCUCAAUUUUAGUCUCAUCUGACCAGAGGACCUUCUUCCAUAUGUUUGGGGAGUCUCCCACAUGCCUUUUGGCGAACACCAAACAUGUUUGCUUAUUUUUUUUCUAUAAGCAAUUGCUUUUUUCUGGCCACUCUUCCGUAAAGCCCAGCUCUGUGGAGUGUACGGCUGAAAGUGGUCCUAUGGACAGAUACUCCAAUCUCCGCUGUGGAGCUUUGCAGCUCCUUCAGGGGUGUCUUUGUUGCCUCUCUGAUUAAUGUCCUCCAUGCCUGGUCCGUGAGUUUUGGUGGGCGGCCCUCUCUUGGCAGGUUUGUUGUGGUGCCAUAUUCUUUCCAUUUUUUAAUAAUGGAUUUAAUGGUGCUCCGUGGGAUGUUAAAAGUUUCGGAUAUUUUUUUAUAACCCAACCCUGAUCUGGACUUCUCCACAACUUUGUCCCUGACCUGUUUGGAGAGCGCCUUGGUCUUCAUGGGGUCGCUUGCUUGGUGGUGCCCCUUGCGUCGUGGUGUUGCAGACGCUGGGGCCUUUCAGAACAGGUGUAUGUGUGUGUGUGUGUGUAUAUGUGUAUGUAUAUGUAUAUAUAUAUAUAUAUAUAUAUAUAUAUAUAUAUGAGAUCAUGUGACACUUAGAUUUCACACAGGUGGACUUUAUUUAACUAAUUAUGUGACCCUUGUAGCUCAGUUGGUAGAGCAUGGCGCUUGCAACGCCAGGGUUGUGGGUUCAUUUCCCACGGGGGGCCAGUAUGAAAAUGUAUUUACUAACUGUAAGUCGCUCUGGAUAAGAGUGUCUGCUAAAUGACUAAAAUGUAAUUGGUUGCACCAGAUCUUAUUUAGGGGCUUCAUAGCAAUGGGGGUGAAUACAUAUGCACACACCACUUUUCCGUUAUUUAUUUUUUGAAACAAGUUAUUUUUUUCAUUCCACUUCACCAAUUUGGACUAUUUUGUUAAUGUCCAUUACAUGAAAUCCAAAUAAAAAUCCAUUUCAAUUACAGGUUGUAAUGCAACAAAAUAGGAAAAGUGUGAAGCGGGAUGAAUACUUUUGCAAGGCACUGUAUAUAGCCUCCCUACUGUUAUUUUAUUUUACUGCUGUUCUUUAAUUAUUUUUAAUUUUUACUGAUCUAUUUUUUACAUAACACUUAUUUUUCUUAAAACUGCAUUGUUGGUUAAGGGCUUGUAAGUAAGCAUUUCACUGUAAGGUCUACACCUGUUGUAUUCGGCGCAUGUGGCAAAAAAAAAUUGAUUUGAUAUUGCGUUGAUAGUGUUAACUAAAGGGGAAAACUGUAGAAAGUUGAGUGAAGUUCAAUCUCGUGCUUCUCUGCGCAGGCUGAUAUUUCUUCUGCGUGGCAGUCCGAGGGGAGCUGCGCGCAGCUUAGAGGGAACAUUGUUGAACAUGCAACUCCUGUAAUGAAGCAGCUAAUAAAAUGCAAUUUUAAAGCAUUUGCCAAAAUGCAAUUAGUGGGAAAACAGUUGAUAUGAGAGAGAAAGUUGAUAUGAAAACCAAUAGAACAGUAGACAAAUUAUGGUUAAUGGCAUGAGGAAGUCUUUAUAAAAUAAUUGCCUCCACGUUUUUUGGUUGGAUUUUUGCUAGGCUACUUUGAAGCAAGGUAAGACAUACCUCAUUAUUUGAAGUAAAGUAAAGCAUUCAGGUUUAAAAUUAUUAUACUGGCUCAAGCUCACGUUUCAAAGUGGUGUCUCAUUGACUUUAGCGUAUGCACUCGAAUGGCAAAUGGAAAGCAUGCAUGACUUGUGAGAUGAGGUUGAGAAAUAAAAUGGUAGCCCUUUUUAAUCGUGGCCAUCAAAGUUUUUAACACGUGAUUGCUUUUAGAAUUGUUGGGCUUAUAACAGCUUCUUUCACUCCAGUACUAGCUUUUUUUAGGUGCUCUCACGCUGUCUGACAGCUGAUAGGCUAUUCUGCUCCUCAAAUUAGGCUCUGUAUGCUGUGCAUGUGUGAUGAUAAAUAGGAUACAUGACAACUAAUGAAUACACAUGCACCAAUUUUAAUUCCACUAAAUUAAUGCAAAAUCCCUGAACAGGAUGCCAUUUGGGACACAGCCAUUGUCUUACAAUGUUAUAUAAAAAUACAUGUUUUAUUGUCACAUACGCUGGAUAGGUGCAAUGAAAUGUGUUACAGGGUCAGCCAUAGUAGUACUGCGCCCCUGGAGCAAAUCGGGGUUAAGUGCCUUGCUUAAGGGCACAUAAACAGAUUUUUCACCUUGUCGGCUCAGGUAUUCGAACCAGCGACCUUUCAGUUACUGGCCCAAGAGUUUUAGACAAUGGAUUUUACAACGUUAGGCACUCUAAAUGUCCAUUUCCCUCUCUCUCUGCCGAUGAUUAUUUUCUCACACUCUUUCUCCUUUCCCUAUCCACAUUUUAGGUUGAAAAUGAGGCCUCUGACAAAGACAACCAGAACUGCAGUAACAACGGUAAGUGUGCUCUGGAAAGAUCCUGUCAGCCUUGUUCCCCAACAUAAACCACAUGAACCCUUCACAAUGCUACUGUUUCCAGUACAUAGUGGAUGUGAGAGGAAGUGAGAGAUAUAAAGAUUUUAUGAGUUAACAGUCCACUGACAUGAAAGCUUAAAGCACCCCCGUCCAACACUCCCAGUAGGUAAGAAUGAGUGAGAACAGAACAGAGUUAAUCAUCUCCUGAGGCGAGGUGUACAGGAGUACAUAUACAAGUGUAUGCUUAUGAGCAUAAAAGAACAGCAGCCAUGUGAUCCACAUCAAGGUCACUUCACAAAGAUGAAUAGACACAGACUGAUAGGUAUUUACCCUGUGGGAGAGUUUGUGAUAUAGCAAAGGCAAAUUAACAACAAAGGAAAUGAAUGGCAAAUGCAAAGUGACCAGUAAAGGCAAUUAACAGGGAAGACAAGUGAACAGCAAUGGAAUAUUAAUGGAAAAGGAAAGUGAACAGCAAAUGCAAAUUAACAGGAAAUGUAAAGAGCAGCAAAGGCAAGUAACCAGCAAAUUAACAGCAAAGGCAGAAGUGUAGAGUGGACACUGGACACAGUCUGCUCUGUUUGUUACAUAUCUAUCUGCAGCUUUACUGUCAGGAAGUGAGAGGUUGAGUUUGGUUUCUUGAACCUUCUCUCUAUUCUAGAAUAUCUCCCUGCUCUGGAGACACAGAAGGGAUGGCGCCAUCUAGGGGGCGAGAUCGCCACAUCCUAAAUACUCCACCAGAAUCGGCCCACUCACGCCAUCACAGCCACAACCUAGAACGCCAUCUGCAAAAGAAACAAAAAAAACUAAAAGAGAACUGAGGCGAUUCACUCCCCAAAUGACACUGGAAACCGAUUUUUUUUUUUUUUAUCACACAAACCCAGGAAUUCGCAGAUCGAUGACGAGCAAUUAAGGGCAGCAUAUACUUUUUCCUCCAUGCAUCACCCCUGACAUGGGGCGGGACACUAUCUGAAUUCUUCCACCCCACUGGUUGAGGAAAUGGAACAGUACAGUGCUAUUGGUAUAGGUUAACAGCAGCCUGCUACGCCAUUGGACAAAGGGAACACCUAGACGUGAAACGCCAGCGAGGAAGCCAGCCGACAUCUGCGAUGUGAUUGUGACGGCCAGUUCUGCAACACGUUUGGUCCGAGCCAAUGCUUUCAAUGUGCCUCUGGUCUACUGAACUACAAGAUGACAUGCUGGGAAACAAGAUAGAGGGUGGGCGGGACACCAUUGUCACUGGCAAUGCUAAACGGGAGAGAGCAUUGUUUUCACUGAUGCAGGACAUAAUCAGAUUGUUUUCUCGGUAAGGGGGGUAAGAAACAAAAGGUUACCUGUCAAAAGCCUAGGAGGCUGUAGGCUAUACAAAUAGUCGCACAAUCUGUAUAUAAGCUCCCAGUAAUUAAUUGGGUGGUUUACCCAAUCAAUUACUGGGAGCUUGUGUGUGUGCGUGCAACUCUAUUUUUAUAGCCUACAGUUUCCUCGCCAUUUGUCAGCACCUCUACUAACUUUUUU